AUGAGCUCUGGGAUUACAUUGGAGACAGGAAUCAGGGCUGUUGAAUGUGCAGUUCUUGCCUUGCACAGUGUUAUCGGUUUUGUCGAGCCAUUCACGGGCUUGCUUGCGCAGACUUUUCAAGACAAGGGUGCCAUGCCGAAAUGGUUCUUUCCAGCGGCGGGUGUACUGCAUGCCACCUUUGCCUACCUCAACUUUUUUGGGAAUGAAGCUAUGAUCCUCGUAGCACAAGCCUAUAUUGCUUCCUUUCAUCUAGGAGCCAGUUUCUUUCAUGUCCGACUUGGUCAUCAUCCACUAACAUUCUUUGCUCCGAGUGGUUUCCCAGUCUUUGCCUUUGUUGUGACUGCCCUUCGAACGAAUGUAUGGUGGGCAAUUCUUGGUUUGAUUGGUUGCAUUGCACUAGCAGCUUUCCUGACUUGGCUUUUGGUUAACCCACCAUCGAAUCAUCAUGAUAGACCAGAUUCUUCAACUCCACUAUUCUUUGCCGACAACAAAUUAUCAACGUCGCAGACUACAGAAACGAUUCGAUUAUCAUGA
Cylindrotheca closterium is the source of this 534-nucleotide messenger RNA. NCBI's taxonomy places the organism in Eukaryota, Bacillariophyta, Bacillariophyceae, Bacillariales, Bacillariaceae. The record is from the annotation of a GenBank genome assembly.